AAUCGUAUUUUUUCAAUAACUGCAACAACGCCGGACAAACUGAUGGCGAUUCAGGUUAAGACCUGGGGCUGUUUUUCUUCCGGCUCUCCUCGCAAACGAGACAGUCUUUGGUCAUGGUUGGUCUGUGCUUGUGCUUUGAUGACUUGGGUUGCGUCGCUCGGCCUUCUCUUCAGCUUUGGGAUAUUUUUACCUGUGUUUAUGGAUUAUUUUAACGAAUCCAGGGAAGCUACAGGUCAGUAAGUCCAUAGACAUUUCGUAAUUCAUGUAACGAUUUUAAUUUUAUGGCGACCGAAACAACGCCGGUUGUUUUCGGGAAAAAGAAUACGCAUAAAUUUUUGGUCAAAUAUGAGCUUAAUUAUUCAUGUCCGUCGUAUUACUGGAUAUUACCCGGGCGGCAUUCAACGAAGUUUUGUACGGUGAGACUCCGCCCCGAUGUCCAAGCCCCUACCCCCUGCCAUUUUUGACAGAAUAGGUACCCCACUUUUCGUAUACCUUCUUUCGACAAACGAAUACCCCUUUCCUUUACCUAGUUCAGUGCACCGCAUCUCGAUGUUUAACUGCUGUAAAUAAUAAUCUUAUCAAUAAAUCACUAAACCCAGUUUAAAAUUAAGUGUUUUUGUCUCUUUCGCGGCCAAAAAUGAGUCCUUAGGGUCUUUUUACAGACCGAGAUGACAGAUUUCCCUUCUCUUUCAUAUACUUUAACUAGUAAAACCCUAGCUACCCUACCCUGCGAGCAGAGGCCCUUCGAUCGAAGGGCCUCUGCUCGAAGGGUAUAGCUACCCUUUCACAUGCCAGAAAGCUGAAAAAGGUAUACUGUACUCAUAUCGGGAGGGGCCUUCCUGUAUAAGCCAUUAUAGGAAGUACCAACGGGGAAUUCACUAUGCAAAGAAGUCAAAACAAGUGAUUUUUAUAGCUUAUUCCAUGUAUACUCUUUCUGGAAUGGGGUCAAUCUAAAGAAUUCUAAGUCUGCUGAUUGAAAAUUUUAAAACCGUGACUACAUUUAGUAGAUAGCAGCCUCUGCAUGUUGGAAAUUGCAUGCGUGAUUAACAAAUGUAUUGGACCAUGUUGGUAUCUUUCCAGUUCAGAACAUAAAUAGCGUCCUAUAUUAACUCCAUCGAACAAAAACAAAAGACAUAAGAAAAUAGUUUUUUUUCGGUGAGAGAGCUUCGCUAAAACCAAUUUUUUUCAAUGUUUAAAAGCAGCUAUUACAGCAUGUGCGACAUCUAAUUAUGUGCUACUACAAUUUACCAUCCCUUGCUUUCACAAGAAAAAUGCUAUCAUUAAACUGCUACGUAUUUAUGUCGCGCUACUUACUAUUUCAGUUGUAGAAAUCUAAAAUGUGUCUUUGCAUCAACUGAAUUUCAAAAAUAUUGGUACACUUUUGUUAUUUGCUGGUUCAUAGUAACUGAUUUCCAAUAACGUGGAACUUGACAUUUAUUAUUCUGGUAUUUUUCUGCAGCUUGGGUUGGUUCUUUAGCCAUAGCCAUAACUUUCUUUACUGGACAAGUGUCGAAUGCUCUUGUCACGCGGUUUGGUUGCCGCAUCACUACUCUGAUCGGCGGAGUAUUUUGCACAGUGAGUUUGAUAUGCAGCUCCUUUGUAGACAACAUGAAGGUUCUUUUCUUCACGUACAGUCUUCUGUUUGGCUUGGGCUCCAGUUGUGUAUUCUCGGCAGGUCUGGUUGUAAUAAGCCAGUACUUUAAGAAGAGACAGUCGCUUGCAACUGGUUUACUGACAGGUGGACAUGGCGGUGGGGUACUAAUUAUGGGACCCACAUUGGAGGCCCUCAUAAGAGCCAUUGGUUGGAAGAAUGCUUAUCGUAUNUUUGUUAUUUGCUGGUUCAUAGUAACUGAUUUCCAAUAACGUGGAACUUGACAUUUAUUAUUCUGGUAUUUUUCUGCAGCUUGGGUUGGUUCUUUAGCCAUAGCCAUAACUUUCUUUACUGGACAAGUGUCGAAUGCUCUUGUCACGCGGUUUGGUUGCCGCAUCACUACUCUGAUCGGCGGAGUAUUUUGCACAGUGAGUUUGAUAUGCAGCUCCUUUGUAGACAACAUGAAGGUUCUUUUCUUCACGUACAGUCUUCUGUUUGGCUUGGGCUCCAGUUGUGUAUUCUCGGCAGGUCUGGUUGUAAUAAGCCAGUACUUUAAGAAGAGACAGUCGCUUGCAACUGGUUUACUGACAGGUGGACAUGGCGGUGGGGUACUAAUUAUGGGACCCACAUUGGAGGCCCUCAUAAGAGCCAUUGGUUGGAAGAAUGCUUAUCGUAUAAUGGCUGGCGUUGCCUUUGUUCUCUGUUCGCUUGCCAUAACGUUUGAUCCCAACGUGGAGAAAGAUGCUGAAGAGAAAGAUAAGGGCGAAAGAGAAGAAGUCAAGGAGGGUGAAAACGAUAGUUUAAUUCGUACCAAAAUGAAGAAGAUCUUUGAUUUCUCCGUGUGGAAAGUGCCUCCAGUGAUAGCUAUCGUUCUUGCUGCUUGUGUGGUGGAGUUUGGCCAUUUUGUUCCGCAGAUUCACUUGGUAAGAUAAAGUGAUUAUAUUGCUAUAAUUGGAAAUCAGUUUAGGCCACACGUAUCCGGAUUUUUUUUUUUUUGAAUCCGCAACUCUUUCGUCCCGGAUUUAAAAAUUUCCUCGUACUUCACGUAUCCAACCCGUAUCCGGAUUCACUCUAGUACCAGGACUCCUCUGGGAAUAUUGGCAACAGAGCAUGGGUCGUAAAGCGCGUGAAAUUUGCAUCUUGCUCAGCCUUUCACGGUAAAGAACUGGGCUCGAUUUUGUUACCUCACCGGCUAAAAAAUAUCCUGAUUUACCGUCCACAAGAUUCCGGAUUCAUAGCGUAUUCAAAACUUUUCACUCUUGAGAGCGGAUUCAAAAAAAGUUCGGGAUUCGUAUGCGGGAUUCAUCGCAUACGUCUGUACGGAAGCUUUAUCCGGAAAGAAAAAGUUGGGGAUUAAAAAAUAUCCGGAUACGUGUGGAUGAGUCCUUAUUAGUGUCACUUUUCAUUAUAUACUACAAGAUAUCACAAGUCGGUAAGAAAAGCAGAUAAGUUAUGCCUCGUAUGGGUUAGUUAGCCUUUCGAGCAAGCUCUCCGGGAACCUUUGGCGGCCUGGCCCCUCGUCCCCGUCAGAGCUCCCUGGAUAGCUUUCUCGCAGGCUACGUAUGAGUUUAUACGUCUCUGAUUAAUGCUUGUGUAGUUCGACUUUGUAAUACAGUAAAUGCAUAAAAGUGUCAAAGAAACCCAGGCAAUUUACCUUCUUUGCUUGUAUGCCAUAUUUUCCCAGUGUAGUUUAGAUGACGUUCUCAAGGAAAUAAGCCCUUUUUCUUUAAAUAAAUUAUGCCUACACUUGUAAGAACGAGAACAAUUUGACAAAAAUUUUGAAUGAAAAAGUUUUUUCAAGUAAUAGAAAAUAACCUUUAUUCUGGGGAAACAGUCCAUACAAGCUUCAGGGGUCCAUGAGGUUCAGAGUAAUGGUGUUAUCUGACUCACUUUUAUUUCAUUCCUAACCUGCAAUUCAACAAUUUUUUAUUUAUAUUACUUUUAGAUUCGUUACUGUGAAGACCUUGGGAUUUCGGCUGAAAAAGCAUCAAAACUCUUUAUUUACUACGGUGGUUGUUCUGCUAUUGGUCGCGUGCUUGCUGGCAUUCUUUGCAGCCACAGGAGAAUAAAUGCGUUCUUCAUCUUCCAGGCAGCCGAAUUUGUGGCAGGGCUAAGCACAAUUCUUGUAACUCUAACUUCUUCUUACUCCUGGCUUGUCGUUUAUAUUGUGAUUUACGGACUCAGCGAUGGCUUUUUCUUCACCAGUCUAAGUAUCAAUCUUCUGACUGCCUGUCCUUUGAAGACUCCUGCAGUUCUCGGAUGGGAGAUGCUGUUAGCGUCCUUGACCCUGGCUAGUGGUCCUCCGUUGGCUGGUAUGUGUAUUAGCUUGUAUUGUUAGUGGUACCAAUUUAAACACUGAAGCACCAUGGCUGCUACUACCGGGGUGAUAUGGUUGUGCGCAUGGGUAAGGUACUGGACAUACCGCGGAGUUGGUACGUGUGCUUCAGUCGGCUUAAAUUGGUAUUUAUUUAUUUAUUUUUCCAAGUACCUGCUCUCCAUCUCUACGAUGAUUCUUAGCAAGAGAAGUUAGCAAGAUUGUUAGUAGUAGACUCUGCUAGGCUCCCGGGCGUUCACGGCAAAUGCCACGAGAAAAGACAGAAAGUGAAAAGGGUUUAAGUAGCCUCCACGCCUCGCAGGCGAUCGUUUCUAUUUUAGUUUGUUGCAAUUAUGUUAGCCUUUGCCAGGCUCUCAGAUAAUAGGGACGUUGCGAUAAUAAAACAAGCCAAGCGAAAAUAAAACGCGCGGGAUCUAGGAAAGGGGCCGGUGGCUGUGAUGGGCAUCUUCUCUCUCACCAACUCCCGCUCAUUUUUCGCGCCACUUUUUACUGCACUGCUGCAUUUUACUAAAGUUGAAAUUCUCUACAACGGCCACCUUGGGAACAGAAGAAACUAGCCGUUGUAAAGAGGUGGCCGUUGUAGAGAGGUGGCCGUUAUAGCGGAGGUUCGACUGUACAUUGAAGCCUGACGAAACAGGUUACAAUGAAAACCUGCAACAGGCGAUUGUUUUAGUUUUCCUAGUCACUGUAUUGAUGCAACGCGCUGUAUAUAUAUAUUUCCCUUGUUUUUGAAAAAGUAACCCCAGCUUUAAAAUUUGAUUGAAUUUUUUGAAAUGUGAUUGUUUUGGGGAACGACUAUCGAUUUUGUACCCAUUUUCGUUUUGCUCAUGUAUUUUGUACAGUAUCAAAGCAAUCCAUUGUUGCCUUUAAAGCAAGCAUGGUGUAUCUUGAUGAUACAAGUAAGGUUGGACGAUUGUAUCAAACCUUAUAACUUUAUGUUCUCCAGAACCCAGAUAAUUGAUCUAAGCUUUAUGACUGGUUAGUUGAGAACGUCAGGACCAAGUCUGAGAUAUACAGUGAACGAUAUUACGUAAUCGCUGGAAUAAUCAUUAAUUGCGGCAAGUUUCUGUCUAAAAUAUGGGAUGGUGGUAUGGUUGACUGGUUAGCGAGUUCUGACUCAGUACAAUCCGCAGGGGUUCUGGGUUCCAUGUUUAGUCUUGUCGCGUGUUGAAUUCUCGGCAAUGCUUUUAAAUAUCAAACUAGUUGACCUCCUAUCAUUGUUCUGAUCCUUUUUCUGGUUAUUUAACUAUGAACUAGCUGCAGCAGGCAGGUGCACUUCCACCUACAAUAUAGCUUCUGAAUUUUGCUGCAUUUUGGUGUAGUGGAGAAAUUCAUAGCCCGAUGUCGAAUUCUCUGCUAGAGAAUUUACCCGGCGCUUUUCGGUAACUUGCUGAGAACCAAACGUUUCUGAGAAAUAUAUUCUCUGCUUGAUCUCAGAUCAUAUCAAAGCUUUCAUCCUAGUCGUUUCAUUUUAAUUAUUUAGGUAUGGCAGCAGACAUGUUGGGUUCGUACGUUAUCCCUUUUCAAGUAGCUGGUGGUAUCACUAUAGCAGGAUCUUUUAUACCUUUUAUGUUGCUGUGCUACAAACGUCAGGAUAGCUACACCUCCUCCACGUGGUCAGGAGACGAAGAGGCUAAAAAGCUUGAGGAAGUGGCUUGA
Porites evermanni is the source of this 5585-nucleotide messenger RNA. The record is from the annotation of a GenBank genome assembly. NCBI's taxonomy places the organism in Eukaryota, Metazoa, Cnidaria, Anthozoa, Scleractinia, Poritidae.